Molecule: messenger RNA, 1380 nt
Organism: Vitis riparia (riverbank grape)
Lineage: Eukaryota; Viridiplantae; Streptophyta; Magnoliopsida; Vitales; Vitaceae
Exons: 2
Coding region: 1-1380 (459 amino acids)
Source: RefSeq, a predicted model, not a curated record
AUGGGUAGUGGACAUACCUUCCCCAAUGCUGCCGAGUUCCGUGAUGCCGUUUAUUUGAUGUCAAUUGCUAAUAGAUUCCGUUAUCGCUUCAAGAGGAAUAGUACGAAACACAUGACAGUUGUUUGCACAGUUGCUCAAUGUCCUUGGAAAGUCACAGCUCGUGCAAUUGGGGAUUCAAACAUUGUCCAGGUUCACACUUUUCAUAACCAUCAUAAUCAUAGUUUGGAAGAUGUUGCUGCAUGCCAACCUUUAGUGAGAUCUAAUCGGGCUUCAUUGCUUAUUGAUGAUGUCAUCCGGUCCACUCCCAAUUACCAACCCCGCCAAAUUUGUAAGGACUUUCAAAGGCAACAUGGGAUGCAAUUGACGUAUCUUCAAGCAUGGAAUAUCAAGGAGAAGGCAAAUGAGCGCAUUUAUGGAGAACCCAAAUAUUAUUACAAAUUGUUGCCUUGGAUGUGUGAGAAAAUGGUUGCAACAAAUCCGGGAAGCAUUAUUGAGUUGGGGCAUUCAAGUGAUGGACAUUUUGAGCAACUCUUUGUUGCUCAUUCGGUAUCUAUCCAAGGGUUUGCAAUGGGGUGUCGGCCAAUCAUAGCUAUUGACUCCGCCCAUAUGAGUGGGCCAUAUAGGGGUGCAUUAUUUUCGGCGACCACAUACGAUGCUAAUGAUGCCAUGUUCCCCUUAGCCUUUGGCGUGAUGAGCUCAGAAAAUUAUGAUGAUUGGUCUUGGUUUUUGCAAAAUUUGAAGAAGCUUGUUGGAGAUAAGGAAGUCGUUAUUAUCUCGGAUAGACAUCCCGCUCUCCUUCGUAGUGUUCCUGAAGUGUUUGGGCUUGAAAAUCAUGCCUACUGUUACCGUCACUUGAAGGAAAAUUUCAGCUCUUUCUUGAGCAAACAUAACACAAGAGGGAACAAAGGUAAAGAAAAUGCACUCCAAUUCCUUGAUAGUAUUGCCUAUGCAAGGUUAGAGCACGAUUACAAUGUUUCCAUGAUUGAACUACGGAAAUACAAUGACGCUUUGGCCAAAUGGGGGUUGGGAAAUGUUGGGCAUCCUUGUGAACAUGCGGCAGCCGUUAUUCUUUCCAUUGGUCAGAAUGUUGUUGAUUUUGUUCAAGAUUGGUACAAAUUCCCAAUGCAAGAGCUGAUUUACUCGGGCUCCUUCUCCGGUAUAGAGACCCAUGACAUGCCAAUGGUCGGUAAUGAUGGUUUGGUUCGAUCUAUCACCGGUGAAGUUUUCCUCUCUCUUAACCCACCCCAUACCAAGCGGCCUCCCGGCAGACCAAGAAAGAAGCGCAUUGAGUCCCAAUUUCAAGAUAAACGGACUGUCUCUUGCUCAAGAUGUCAUACUUCCGGGCACAAUAGGAAAACGUGCAACAACCCUUUGUCUUAA